This is a messenger RNA of Ipomoea nil (Japanese morning glory), 1548 nucleotides long. RefSeq names its product suppressor protein SRP40. Lineage: Eukaryota; Viridiplantae; Streptophyta; Magnoliopsida; Solanales; Convolvulaceae. The transcript has 4 exons. Bases 268 to 1197 code for a protein of 309 amino acids. The record is from RefSeq and is a predicted model, not a curated record.
UUGCCUGAAGGAGAGGAGUGGGAGAGAUUAUUGGGCCAAGAAUUACGCAAAUAUACGAGUACCACUGGAUUCCCUGGCCCCUCCAGCAACGCUGCUCGAUCUCUACUGUGUAGUUGUCCGGAUGCGAAAGCCCCCACACAGUCCAAGGCAAGCAAAGAGAAACAACAAAGAUUCUUGAAAAUUGCGAGAGACACACCAUUACCCCUUUGCUGCUUUCAAUUAUCAAUCAAAGCACCCAACUUUCAAUCCGGGAGCUACCUAAUCAUCAUGCCAUCAGGUGCUAAGAAGCGGAAAGCUGCCAAGAAAAAGAAGGAAUCGGAAGUCAAGGGGGCCUCCCAACUUCCCAACUCUACAUCUCUCCCUGCUCCUCUCAGUCAUGGGGAAGAGGAUUUGAAGCAUCAUGAUGACAAAGACAGUGAUGGAGGGGAGCUUUGUUCCCCUGCAUCUCAGGAUAACCGAAGCCAAGACCAGUUCGUGGAGGGAGACGAGGAAGAGGGGGAUAAGAAAGUGGUUGUGGAAGAGGAAAGUGUUAUUCAUGUUGAAAGGGAAUUGAAGGGUUUGGAUGAACCCCGGGACCAGGAUAUAAAUGUUGAGUGCAUCGAAUCCUCGAGGGGAUCUCAUGAAGGAGGCUCGUUAAAGAGCUCAACUAGCAGCAGCAGCAGCAGCAGUUCAGAUGAUGAAUCUGAUGCUGCCGUCAAGAACAAAAUCACGGUUGAUAAUUCUCCUACUGGUGUGGAGAACGAACUUGAUUCUCUAUUGGCUGCUAAAGUUACAGAUAGCAUUCUUGAAACUGAAACUUGUAAAUCAGAUGUGGGAGCAGUGACAUCUAUUGAGUUGGACAAGACUGCAAUAUCUGAGGAGAUGAUACAAGUUGAAGAUAAUGCUAUGACCUCAUAUGCAAUUCAAUCAGAUCUGAUGAAAAACGAGGAGAAAAAGUUGGGUGUAGAUGAUGAGAGUGCUUCUAUCUCAGAAGUUCGAGUGGGUGCAACUCAAGAAAAUGGAGUUAAACAACCAACACCCGCAUAUGAUACUCCCGAAGUUGAUGUUAGUACUGGUGCUGAUCCUAUCAAAUAUUCUGAAAUUCCCGAGUGCUCUGAUAGCCAGCCUCCAGUGGGUUCAGUUUUACAACCGGUUCAAACAACAUCUUGGAAGGGUUGCUGUGGACUGUUUGAGCUGUUCACGGGAUCCAGUAGAUAAGUUCAGGAGAGUGUUAAACAUGCUUACAUUAUCAGCGAUGCUUGCUGGGCUUGGGUAAAUCGAAGAACUCCGCAAUAGUACUUUUCCUUCUCAAAGAAUAACUAGCUAGCGAAAGAGGUGAUUACACAAACUCAAACCUUAAAGCGGUCUAAGAGCCUUAUAUUUUGAAAAAAGCAGCUUGGAACUACUUGCUUCUGUGUUGCUUUCUCGUCAUCUUGUAGCAGUUAGCCCUAGUUUUCCUGCCCGUUUUCUACAUUUCAUUAGCGUGAUAGUCGUUUGUCUGUGCCAGGAAGCUUGAACUGCAUAUUCGUUUUUAGUUCUUUGUUUCAUAAUCAGUUUUCACUUUUACUA